AUGCUCGAUUGUACCUCAGAGUCUGAGAACGCAUCUUUUAACUAUUUACAGCCAAACGAGUCUACCGGCGAUUCGACUUUGCUCGCAGAAGCCAGGAACUCCCAAUUACAAGAGGAUAAUGCUUCACUCGUCAAAGAAUUAAAUGUUUUGCGUGCACAGUUCGAGCAAGCUGUUGCUCUUUCACAGAAAACUGUAGAAAUUCGUAAAGAGAACGAUAAUCUUAAAAAUCAAAUAUUAGAACUCAAUUCUCAAAAAGAAGACGCUUUACAUCGCUUAGAAAUAGCAAUUCGUACUAAGAACGAAGCCUUACAACAAUUAGAUGAAAAGACACAAAAAGAUUCACAGCAAAGGCAAGCAGAUGUUAAUGCAAUGCAAAAAGAGAUGGCAAAAACAAAGAAAGCAUUUCAGAACCAGUUAGAUAAACUAUACACAGAAAAUCAAAAAUUACAGAACAGAAAGGAACAAGAUGAGAUCCUACAAAAAACUUUAGUUGGAAAAAUCGAAAAAUUAGUUACAAACUCCGCUCGUUACUUUGGAAGGCAAAUUAGCAACAUUGAUGAUCUCACUGAGAUAUUUGAGAAAGAAGUUUUCCCAUCAAUCCAGCAAAAUGACCAAGAACAAAAAACACAAAAAAUUAAAGCUCCAAAAACAGAACAAGAGAGUCCAAGUAAGUACAAAGAAUUACACAUGAAAUAUAAGACAGCCAGAGCUGACAUCAAAGCCUUCAAUCAGAGAUUACAAGACUUAUUAAAUCAAUUAUCAAAGAAAGACCAGGAAAUCAACGCAAUUAAUCGCCAGAAUACGCAACAAAUCAAUGCCCUGAAAGAGAAAAUCACAUUGGCAGCUGAAGAAAAGCAAAAUCUUACUUCAACGUAUAAUAGAAAUUUACAUAAACUCGAAACAAAGGUUUUGCAGCUUAAAAACGACCUCCAAAAGGCUAACAACGAGAAGCAGACACCAAGCCAACCACAAAUGGCCCAACAACCCGUUCAACAACAGCCAAUAAUUAAAUAUGUCCAAGUUCCUGUCCAACAACCAAAUACUCAGCCUCAGAACCCUACAAAUAAUGCAGACACAGCUGUUAUUGAGCAAAUGACCAUCAGAAUUCAAGAUCUCCAAGGAAAAUUAGAUAAAUCCAACAAAAAUUGUGAAGAUCUCCAAAGAAAAGUUGAUCAGAUGAACAAGAAGAACGAAGAUCUCAUCAUUUCCCACGAAGGCGACAAGAAUAAUCUUAAAUCUCUCCAAAUUGUCCACGAACAAACAGUUAAAGAGCUCGAAACAGUCAGAACAUCACUCAGAACGAGAGACCAAGUACCAAAGAAGUGCCAGAAGUGCAAAGAUUACCACAGAAUUGAAAACGAAAACAAUUCUUUAAAAGCAGUUGUUGAAAAACUCGAAAAAUCAACAUUCGAAGCCCAUCUUAGUAAUGAAAAGCUCAAACAAGAGUUGAGUGAUUCCCAGGAGAAGCUCAAAGAGCAAGAGAAACAAAUUUUGUCAUUAGAAGAGAAAAACCGCGAUUUACAAAACGAUACAAAAGAAAUGGAAGCCAAAAUUUCAUCAUUUGUUGAGAAGAAAGAUGAAGAUUUCAUGCCACCAUCUGUAUGGACUAACUGUAAUUUCGAUGACACAUUAAAUCGCCAAAUCCAAAAGAUUGCGAAUAAUGAACAAUUAUCAAGUCAAAGCAAAUUACAGAACAUCUACAAACAGAUAGAAAAAUACAUAUACAGGAAUACCCUGGAAAUGAAAGAACAAGUUAACAACAGUUCACUAGAAAUGGAAAAACUGUUUGAUUUAACAAAAGAUUUCUUUGUUUCUUUGUGUAUUUCUUUAUACGAUGAACCUAUUUCUUUCGAUGAAUUCCUGACAAACAAUACAACAAAAACUAAAGUAAUCGAAACUGUCAGAGAAUUAAGAAACAAAAUAACAGAACUUUUAAGACAAAAUGAAUCUGUAAAAAGUGUUUUCAGAACUCUUUGUCACUUUUACAAAGUUGAUGAAGAAGAUUUUGUUGAAUCAACAAAAAGAAUAAUGGCAUUCCAUGAUGAUGAAGUUGCUGCUCACAACAAAAUCAAAGAAAAACUUAUAAACAUCAAGAAAUCUUCAAAAGAAAUGAUCGACCAACUAAAAAGUGACAACCAACAGUUAUCUCUCAAUUUCGAUCAUUUGAAAGAUGAUUAUGAAGAUCUUAAAACGGAGAACAACAAGUUACAAGACCAGAACAAGCAGAUGAAGAAAGAAAUCGAGAAGAUGAAAGAAACAAAUCAAUUAUUAAAUGACAAAGUUGAAGAUUUAGAAGAAAUCAACCAAGAAAUGAAAGAAAACAAUGAAAAGAUGAUUAACAAUGAAAAACAAAAACUAGAAGAACAAUAUAAGGAAGAAAUACAAGAAAAUGAAUCUCAAAUCAAUGAUUUAACACAAACAAAUGAGAAACUAAACAAUGAAUUACAAAAUAUGAAGAAAUUACAUUCUGUUUUUGUUGAUUCUUCAAAAGAAAAAGAAGAAGAAAACGAAAAGAAAUUAAAGGUUUUGCAAAAAUCAAUUGCAGAAAAAGAGAAAAGAUUCGAAGAAGAAAAGAACUCUAUAAUAAAGAGUUACGAACAAGGAAAUGAAGAACUGAAGAAACAAUGCGAUGAACAUAGAGAAGAUGUAAUUCGUCUUUCAAAGGAAAUCUCUUGCAAAGAGAAAAUGAUAAGAGAAAUGAAAGAUAAGUUCAUCGAAUUGCAGAGGAACAAGAAGAGUUUGGAACACCAGAUUAAAACAAAUGAAGAAGAAAUGGAAAGAGAAAGGAAAAUCAAAGAAGCUGAAAUUUCUUCAAUUAAAUCUGAAUUUGAUUCCAGAAUUUCAAGCGAAAUCAACAAAGUCAAAGAGGAUUUCAUGAGAGAUCAGAGAAAGAUGAUUUCUUAUGUUGUUGAUAGAUUCAGAACAAACUACAACGCAAACACAUCUAUUGAUGAAAGAUCUCUAAGAAUGACAGUAAACAAAGCUGCAAAUGAACUUGAGAAAUUCCACCAAUCUGAUGAAAGAAUUCGUCGUUUGAUUGGUGCUCGUCCUUCUCAAUCUACUGAAGAUGCUGUAGCUCAGGCUAUCAUCCAGACAUCAUUUGAUUAA
Messenger RNA from Trichomonas vaginalis G3, 3108 nucleotides. Its product is annotated as A-type inclusion protein-related family. The record is from RefSeq and is a predicted model, not a curated record. The transcript has a single exon. Gene Ontology annotation, cellular component: Golgi apparatus. NCBI's taxonomy places the organism in Eukaryota, Parabasalia, Trichomonadida, Trichomonadidae. Bases 1 to 3108 code for a protein of 1035 amino acids.